ACAUAGAUCUGUACAAGGACAUCAUGAUGGAGGAUCACCGGCCCCUCACACCACCAGUUGAGGAAGAGAGAAGAACACCGGAGAGAUGUCCCAGUCCUCUUCUUUUACAGGAUGGUUCAGAAGAACAUCACCAUGUCCCACAGGAUGAUCAGCUUUUAAAAAAUAUUAAGGCUGCAGAGACAGAUGUAAGGGGUGAUGAGCAAAGUAUAGAGGACAUUCCUACAGAUAACAGCCCAGAUAACUGUACCAGGAGCUCAAAGGAACAUCUUAUAUCUUCAGAUCUUAAAGCAGAUGAUCAUGCAUUUACACAGGAUACAUGUAAAGAACAUGCCAGCAUCCAAGAUGUACCCUCAGCCCUUCACAGCAAAGAACCAUCAUCUAAUAUUUUUCACUGGGUCUUAUCAUUUGAUUUAUCAAAGUCUGUUAAUAAUGGAAAAGCUCACAUAGGGAAGAAGCCGUAUUCAUGUUCAGAAUGUGGUAAAUGUUUUAAAGAUACAUCAAAUCUUCUUAUUCAUCAGAGAAAGCACAUGGGGUUAAAUCCAUAUUUAUGUUCAGAAUGUGGAAAGUCUUUUAAACAGAAAUCAGGUCUUGUUAUACAUCAGAGAAUUCACACAGGAGAGAAGCCAUUUCCAUGUUCAGAAUGUGGAAAACGUUUUAAAGACCGAUCACAUCUUGUUGUACAUCACAGAAUUCACACAGGGGUGAAGCCAUUUCCAUGUCCAGAAUGUGAGAAACGCUUUAACACUAAAUCAAAUCUGGUUGACCAUCAGAAAUCUCACACAAGAGCGAAAUCUCUUUCAUGCUCCGAAUGCGGGGAGCGUUUUACUCAGAAAUUACGUCUUGUUGCCCAUCAAAAAACUCACACAGGGGAGAAGCCGUAUUCAUGUUCAGAAUGUGGGCAAUGUUUUAAGCAGAAUUCAGAUCUUGUUGAACAUCAAAGAAUUCACACAGGGGAGAAGCCAUAUUCAUGUUUAGAAUGUGGAAAAUGUUUUCCUAAAAAAUCAGGUCUUGUUGAUCAUCAAAAAACUCACACGGUGGAGAAGCCAAAAUCAUAUUGAAAAUAUGAAAACCCAGAAAUCGGAUCUUGUUAAACAUCUGAGAAGUCACAAAGGGGAUAAUUUAUUUUGAUGUACCAAAUGUGGAAGGUGUUGUAACGAAAAGUUAUCUCGAACUGCACAUUUAAAGACUCACAAACCAGGUCAUAAAUAUCAAAGAUCUCACAUGUGGAGGUGGCCAUUUUGUAAUUUUUUUGACAAACUGAAGAAAAAUUAUAACCGAUCCAGGUAAAGUCACAUGACAUACAAGAGAUAAGAAAGCAAUUAACACCACUGUAUGAUAAUAACGAAAUGUAUAUACUUAAAGAGGACCUUUCAUCUGGCAAAACAU
This is a messenger RNA of Bufo gargarizans (Asiatic toad), 1386 nucleotides long. RefSeq names its product gastrula zinc finger protein XlCGF17.1-like. The record is from RefSeq and is a predicted model, not a curated record. Gene Ontology annotation, biological process: regulation of transcription by RNA polymerase II. Gene Ontology annotation, molecular function: DNA-binding transcription factor activity, RNA polymerase II-specific; RNA polymerase II cis-regulatory region sequence-specific DNA binding. The coding region runs from base 24 to 1058 and encodes 344 amino acids. The transcript has 4 exons. Lineage: Eukaryota; Metazoa; Chordata; Amphibia; Anura; Bufonidae.